GGCGUAGCAAAGGUGGGACUGAGACACAGUGCUGAUUAGAGGAGGGCUGUGAAGAAAGAAAAAAAAACCCACCUACCACUACCUCCACACCUUUCCACGGCUGCCGCAGCGUUCCGUCGCAGGUGAAACAAAACCAUGGAUCCGGAUUAUUUCAAAUCUCACGAGAUGUGCUGGGGUACCCUCGGAACCGUGCGGCCCUUCUCCAACUUCCACCCCGACAGAGAUGUGGUGGAGAUCCAAGCAGCGCUGGACAAGAAAGAUGCGUUGACCCUGGUGAGGAUCCUGACCAAUCGGAGCAACGCUCAGAGACAAGUGAUUGCCAAGACUUUUGGGGAGACAACGCAAAAGGACCUGGCUGCCGGCGUGAAAAAAGCUCUGGCUGGAGACCUGGAGGUUCUGCUGCUCGACCUGCUGAUGCCUUCUCUGCAGUAUGAGGCUCACCGCCUGCAACAGGCCAUGGCGGGUUUAGGCACCGAUGAGGAGACACUGAUGGAGAUCCUGUGCACACGCUCUGGAGAGCAGCUUCAAGAAAUCAGCGCGGCGUACAAACAAUUGUACAAGAAGGACCUGGAGAAGGAACUGAAGGGAGAAACCAGUGGAGACUUUGAAAAGCUCGUCCUGGCUUUGCUAAAUAAAGAAAAUGUCGCCGGUAGUGUUCAGAGAGAUAUUACGUCUCUCUUGGCGUCACUAAAUGGGAAAAAAGCAGAUGCAGGACCGUGGAUCAACAUACUGACGUCCAGAGACUCUGACCAUCUCAACAAUGUGUUGAUGGGCCUGGAGCUGGAGAGCGGACAGAUGGUGGAAGAGGCGGUGGAGAAGCGAUUCGCGGGAGACCUGCGACUGGGUUUAAAGGUUUUGGUGGAGUGCAUUCAGAGCCCUGAUGUCUACCUCGCUAGGAGACUCACCACACUGAAGACAUCCACAGUGCAGGGCAUCAUGGUGUCCCACUCUGAGGAAGAUCUGCUGUGCAUCCGCGUCGCCUACCUCAAACUAACAGGCACCUCUCUCUACACUGCUCUGCAGAAAGAGUUCAAAGGAGAUCAUCUACAGGCGCUGCUCGCCAUCUGCCGUUCUGAAGAUUAAACAAAAGCUGCACAUUUUUAAUUUGCAUAAGUUUUUGUUCAUUUAUUUAGUUUUCCUUUUUUGCCAUGUAUGAUCAUGUAUCGUGUAAUAAAUGUUAUGCUGCAGAGCUCUUGCAUUCAGCCCUGCUUUGCAUAUGUUUUUGUUUCCGUGACGUAAUGGCCAACACAUGCAGCUAAACAUAACAAAGUUUAUAGGUGCAGAUUGGGUAUUUGUUUUUAUUACUCCUCAAAUCAACCGUAAUACUUCCUCUUCACCCUGAUGUUGUAUCUACGUACAUACAGUAUUUUUUGUAAAUGGUGCGGUCAUACUUCCACUAAAUGGUUUAUGGAUUAAAAAAAACAAUGUCAGCCUUUA
Messenger RNA from Scophthalmus maximus (turbot), 1437 nucleotides. It is a transcript of the gene anxa14, whose product is annotated as annexin A14. The transcript has 13 exons. Gene Ontology annotation, molecular function: calcium-dependent phospholipid binding; calcium ion binding. Bases 136 to 1083 code for a protein of 315 amino acids. Gene Ontology annotation, cellular component: cytoplasm. The record is from RefSeq and is a predicted model, not a curated record. NCBI's taxonomy places the organism in Eukaryota, Metazoa, Chordata, Actinopteri, Pleuronectiformes, Scophthalmidae.